Fonsecaea erecta is the source of this 1545-nucleotide messenger RNA. RefSeq lists its product as hypothetical. The record is from RefSeq and is a predicted model, not a curated record. NCBI's taxonomy places the organism in Eukaryota, Fungi, Ascomycota, Eurotiomycetes, Chaetothyriales, Herpotrichiellaceae. The transcript has 7 exons. Gene Ontology annotation, molecular function: carbohydrate:proton symporter activity. Bases 1 to 1545 code for a protein of 514 amino acids. Gene Ontology annotation, cellular component: membrane. Gene Ontology annotation, biological process: transmembrane transport; carbohydrate transport.
AUGUCGGUCCUCAAGAACUUCAACAGGUCGUUGACUGGUGCAGUUCUGCUGAUCAGUCUGUCGACCUUCAACUAUGGCUUCGACAACCAAGGCUUCGCCACCGCCCAGGCCAUGGAUUCUUUCACUCGGCAGUUUGGCGACAAGAACCACAAGACGGGCAAAUACGAGCUCAACAACGUGUGGCUAUCACUUUUCAGCAGUCUGAUCUACAUCGGGUUCAGUGCUGGUAUCAUUCUGGGGAGCUCUCUGAACGCUUGGGUCGGCCGUCGCAGAACCAUGUUUAUUUUGAGCACCUACGAGAUCAUUACGGCCACGAUCAUCGUGACAUCUCAGACACGGGAACAAAUCCUCGCAGGGAGGGUGCUUAACUGCAAGUCUACGUUCAAUGAUGUCUACAUCGGCAUGGAAUUGGCAGUGGUGCCAGUGUUCCAGUCCGAGAUCGUCCCAACUCCGGUGCGAGGUCUUGCUGUUAGCACCUACCAAUUCAGUUUGAUUUUCGGUGGGCUUGUUAUGAAUUGCAUUUGUCUGGGGACAAGUUCAAUCAGCGACAACAGAGCGUGGAGGAUCCCGUUGGGCCUGUUCUAUAUCAUCCCCUCCAUCAUCAUGGCGAGCAUAUUUACCAUUCCAGAGUCACCGCGUUGGCUCCUGAUCAAAGGACGCGAGGAAGAGGCUCUCCAAAGCCUGACCAGGCUUCGAAAAGGCGCGUUCUCCCAACAGGAGAUUGAGAGAGAGUUCGAGGCCAUUCGGCUCGGAUUAAUAGCAGAGCCAGAGCAGGGAUCAUUCACAGAACUCUUCCAGGGGGUUAACCGCAAGAGAACCUUCAUUGCAGCUGGCGUCCACUUCCUACAGAACCUGUGCGGACAGGACAUCGUGUCCAAAUUUGGCAGCUUGAUUGUCAAGAGCCUGCACACCAUCAGCCCUUUUGUCAUGACGGUUGUCUUUGCCAUCACCAACCUUGUGUUCGUCUUCACGGGAAUGCUGACCAACGAUAAAAUAGGUCGACGACCUCUCCUCAUGCUCAGUGCUGCACAACAGAUGACAGCUCUGCUCAUUCUAGGUGGCAUUGGUCAUACCGGAUGGCCACUUGCCAAACGCUACCAGCCCGUUAGCAUUGUUAUGCUAGUAUUGCAGACCGCCGGAUUUUCGAUCGGAUUUGCGCCUCUGACUAAUGUGGUCACGACGGAAAUUGUUGCUUUGCGUCUUCGAGACCGCACGCAACUGCUUGCCUGCACCAUGAACGUGAUUGCAAACUUUGCGGUCGGCUUCUCCCUUCCGUAUCUUCUGAACGCGCCUUACGCAAACCUCCAUCUCCAGAUCGGCUGGGUAUUUGCCCCGAUAUGCUUCAUCGCCCUUGUCUUUGUCUAUUUCAUGGUUCCCGAAUGCAAAGGUAAAUCGAUGGAGCAGAUUGAUCGCAUGUUCCACGAAGGCAUCUCCAUAAGGCAAUUUGGAAAGUACAAUAUCGCAGAUGUUACCGAGGAAAGUUAUGUAACCGAGCUGGCCGCCAAGAGCGGAGACGUUACCCAUGUCGAAGAGCGGGAGAGGUGA